AUGAGUGAUUUGAACUCCAGUUUAUUGCAAAACAUGUCAUUUGUGCAUCCUGAGUACUUUUACAUCAGUGGAUUUUCUGGAAUACCUUUCGUCCAAUAUUACUUCAUUUUUUUGUUUUUUAUCUAUUUCAUCGCUGUGUUUGGGAACUCAUUAGUACUUAUCAUGAUAUUUACUGAACAAAGUCUACACGUUCCUAAAUACAUAGGAAUCUUUAAUUUAGCUUUGGCAGACUUUGGUGAAACAAAUGCACUGAUUCCCAACCUAAUGAAGACCUUUCUUUUUGAUUCACAGUACAUAUCCUACAACGCUUGUUUGGCAAACAUGUUUUUUAUGUUUUUCUUCAGCAAUGUACAAGCUUUAACUCUUGUUGUCCUGGCAUAUGAUCGUUUUAUCGCCAUUUGCUUGCCCUUAAGAUAUCAUGCCAUUGUGAAUAACUCCAUCAUGUCUGCAGCUGUAAUGGUAGUAUGGUCAUUUAGCACUGUUGUGAUUGGCACAAUGGUAGGUUUGAUCACUCGACUUUCCUUUUGUAAAACCAAUGUGGUGAAAAGCUAUUUUUGUGACCAUGGACCAAUUUAUACAAUUGCUUGUAAUGACAACACCAUAAAUUCAGUUAUAGCAAAACUUUCUACCAUACUAUGCAUCUAUGCACCCUUGAUUGCAAUAAUUGUAUCAUAUUUAGGCAUUUUGCUGGCAUUAAGAAAGAUUACAACAUGGGCUGGACGGCUUAAAGCGCUCAAGACUUGUAUCUCCCAUCUGUUAGUAGUAGGAAUAUUUUUCCUCCCUGUAUUAAGUACAUACAUUGCUGCAUUAACUUUUUCUCUCCAUCCCAAUGCUAGGAUAAUCAGUACUUCACUAUCGAGUGCCAUUCCACCUAUGCUAAAUCCCAUUAUUUAUGUCUUGAACACAAAGGAAUUCAAAGGCUUCAUUUUGAAAAUGCUCAAAAAGAGAUCCGGCGUAAGAGCCCAGGUUUUAUCAAACUGA
This is a messenger RNA of Colossoma macropomum (tambaqui), 981 nucleotides long. RefSeq names its product olfactory receptor 1M1-like. Gene Ontology annotation, molecular function: olfactory receptor activity; G protein-coupled receptor activity. NCBI's taxonomy places the organism in Eukaryota, Metazoa, Chordata, Actinopteri, Characiformes, Serrasalmidae. Gene Ontology annotation, cellular component: membrane. The record is from RefSeq and is a predicted model, not a curated record. Gene Ontology annotation, biological process: G protein-coupled receptor signaling pathway. The transcript has a single exon. Bases 1 to 981 code for a protein of 326 amino acids.